CGCGGCAAUGUUCUCACGAACACGCUCUGUUCUUCAUCUUCUUCCCAACUCCCAUGUAAAAAAUUCAAUCUCUUUAUUCUGUUCUCAACACCAACAACAAUUGCUUCAAAUCUUUCAACUCCUUCAAUCAUUAACAAACCAAGGUCACAUAAAACCCGCUCAAAAAAUAUUCAAAUCGCUUCUUCUCUCCAAUACCCAUUACUAUUUUCCUUCACAAAUUCACUCACUCAUUUCCAAACCCAUCUUUCUACAAACCCUAAUUCCCUUUUGUUCCAAUCCCAAUACUCUCAACAGAGUCAUUCGAUUGUUCUAUUCGAUGAAAAACGACGGAUUUCUCCUUCCCAUUUAUUUACUCAACCGUAUUCUACAAACUCUUGUUGAUUCUCACCAGUUUGAAAUAGCUCUCACUCUUUUUAUCGAUGUUGUUCAAUCAGGUAUUCGACCCAGUGCUUUUUCUUAUGGUAAAGCUUUUCAUUCUGCUCUUCAUUCUGCUGUUAAGUUGAACUAUUUAAGUUGUCAAAAGUUGAUUGAUUCAAUGGAGAAAGAUAGGAUUAUUAGUCCUUUUGUUUAUGUGUAUAAUUUGGUAUUGGGUGGGUUGUGUAAAGCGAAGAAAAUUAAGGAUGCACGGAAGGUGUUUGAUGAAAUGAUUUAUAGAAAUGUUGUUCCUAAUACGGUGACUUAUAAUACUAUUAUUGGUGGGUAUUGUAAGGUGGGUGAAAUAGAGGAAGCUUUGCAGGUGUUUGAUGAAAUGAUUCGUAGAAAUGUUGUUCCUAAUACGGUGACUUAUAAUACGGUUAUUGAUGGGUAUUGUAAGGUGGGUGAAAUAGACAAAGCUUUUAGCUUGAAAGGUAGGAUGAAGGCUCCUUAUUCGGAGCCGAAUCUUGUUACUUACAAUUGCUUGUUAAAUGGUCUUUGUAGUUUGGGGAGAUUGGAAGAUGCUAGGAGUGUGUUGUUGGAGAUGGAGGGGAAGGGUUUUUUGCCUAGUGGGUUUUCGUAUCUUGUAUUCGAUGAUUAUUUAGCUUGUGGAAACGAAAACGGUUUGCUGGAUGGAAAUGGAACAAGUGUUGAUGAGCGUACUUAUAGUGUUCUGUUGAAUGGACUGUGCAGGGUAGGAAGGGUUGAAAAGGCUAAAGAGGUUUUGGAUAAGCUAGAAGCUAAUGGAGUUAUUCCAAGUCAUAUAUCAUAUAACAUAUUGGUGAAUGCUUAUUGUCAAGAGGAUGACUUGAAUAAAGCGAUAUUGACAGCUAAAGAAAUGGAACAACGGGGGUUGAGGCCUAGUUAUGUCACCUAUAAUACCCUAAUUAACAAGUUCUGUGAAACUGGGGAGUUGUUGGACCAGGCACAAAGAUGGGUUGAGAAAAUGAUAGAGAAGGGUGUUUCUCCCACUGUGGAGACUUAUAACUCUUUGAUUAAUGGUUAUGGAAUGGUGUGUAAUUGGGACAGGUGUAACAAGAUUCUUGAGGAAAUGGAAGAGAAAGGGAUAAAGCCUAAUGUCAUAAGUUAUGGUUCUCUGAUAAAUUGUCUGUGCAAAUAUCGUAGGCUUCGUGAUGCUGAAAUUGUGCUUGAUGAUAUGGUAUGCCACGGUGUUUCCCCAAAUGCAGAAAUAUAUAAUAUGCUCAUUGAAGCUAGUUUCUCAUUGAGUAAACUGACUGACGCCUUUAUAUUUUUCGAUGAAAUGGUAAAAAAUGGAAUAGAUGCAACUCUUGUGACAUACAAUACACUGAUAAAUGGACUCGGAAGAAAUGGAUGGUUAAAAGAUGCUGAGUAUUGGUUUCUCCAAAUUACCGAAAAGGGAUAUAAUCCAGAUGUGAUUACAUACAAUUCCUUAAUGUCAGGAUAUGCAAUGUCAGGAAAUACCGCGAAGUGCCUCGAAUGGUACGGUAAAAUGAAGAAGAGGGACAUAAAACCUUCAAUUGGAACUUUUCAUCCAUUGAUCUAUUCAUGUAGGAAGGAAGGUAUAGUGGCGAUGGAGAAAAUGUUUCAAGAAAUGUUAGCAAUGGGUUUGAUUCCAGAUCGAGCUGUAUAUAAUGAAAUGAUUUAUGGUUAUGCUGAAGAUGGAAAUGUUCUGAAGGCAACAUCUAUGCACCAACAAAUGGUUGAUCAGGGAGUUGAUUCCGACAAGGUGACCUACAACUGCUUGAUUCUAGCACACCUUAGAGAUAGAAGGGUCUCAGAAAUAAAACAUCUUUUUGAUGAUAUGAAGGCAAAGGGACUGGUUCCAAAAAAUGAUACAUAUAAAAUUCUGGUUAAGGGACAUUGUGACUUAAAAGAUUUCAAUGGUGCAUAUUUUUGGUAUAGGAAAAUGUUUGACGCCAAGUUCAUUUUAAAUGACCGCAUCCGCUACCAGCUGAUAUCUGGGCUUAGCGAAGAGGGAAUGUUACGUGAAGCCCAAAUUGUAUCCUCAGAAUUGAGUAGUAGAGUUCAACAACUUGAAGGCUAACAAAUAAUACACACCCUUGUACAAUAUCAAACUUUACCAUUUUUGGUAAGGGAAUGCUUAUUUUUACGAAGGUGGGUUGUAAACAAAACACGUGAAUGGCAUGGAUUCUCAUUCUCUGUCCUCUGUAUUUAUUUAUUUUCUCUUAAAAUCAAAAUCGAAGACAGAAGAAACAGGGAAUUAAGCACAGCAUCACCAUCUGCCUCUAUCGCAACAACACUGUAUCCAACCUCAUAUUAUUACUGGCCUUUCUGAUGCGAAGGCAACGAUGCCUGAUUUCCGGUUGAUGCCGAGGUUUGUCUUUCGAAUGUUUAUGCAGAGUGUUCAAUCGGUGGGGGGGGAAGGCACGUGAGGCGGUGAUUGGUACCUGGAGAAGCUCUGUUGGCCCUUUGGGAGCUGUUGGUCGACGAAGAAACGACGGCAGUGAGGGAAUUUUAUCGAAUUAAGUUAACUUGCAUACUGAUAUUAUAUAAGUUCCCUCAAAUUUAACUGUUUUCCUUGUUGCUUGUAAAGUAACAAUUUUGUCCCUCGGAGCAUCAUGUAUAGUAUAGCAUUGAUUCGCAACUUGGAGUACUAAUUUGCAACCAGUUAGGGGCAUCACAAUUAUUACCUCACAUGUUGGAGCAGCUUGGUUUAAUAACAUCUAUGUGCUUUGUUAACAGCAGUUAAACUUAGACUGUGCUAUUAACAUCUAUGUUAGGUGGUGGAUUGUAAGCAACCUUCUGAUUUUUCCGGGGAUGUUUGGUUAGGAUAUAUACCAUCACUUAUUCAAGAACAUUAUCUGUCCUACCGGUUUUGGUCUUCUGGUUAAUGUACCUGUGGCUGGGACUGUGUUGGCUUUCUCUUCGUGUGAUGUUGCUUGAGAUGUAUUAAGAGGUAUGUACUCUACACUGCCUUCAUUUUGACAGAUAGGAAAACCAGUUUCACGCAUCUUCUUGUUGGGAUAUGGUCAUAUGGCAGCAGUUAUGAAGCAAUGCAGCUUAAAAUGUUUCAAAAUAAUUGCAUGUUGUUAUUGUACUUGUGUGCUGAAACAUUUUAUUUGUAUUGCAGCCUUUGAAUGAUAAAUGCAGUAGAAAUAUAUCUGUUGUACAGUUCGAUUUACUAUCUCUUAUAGUUCAAAAAUUGAAAUGAAGAAUGAUGAAUACUUCUAAGAUAAACAUGGAAAACCAAAAAGCGGAGAAGGCCAGUUUCAGAGCAGAUUCACAAACAGAAAAUCAAUGACAGAAAAUAGGACUAUCACAGUCUCCAGCAGACAAAAGGCAGCAGAUAACUCAGCUUGAAGCGCCAGCAAAAAACAUCAGCACCCAUGGAUGGCCUUUUCUCAACAUUAUUCCUAACUCGUUUUAACAAUAGUGUUUACUAAUUACUAUAUGAGCUCAAAAUUUCAUUCAUGUUUUAGUAAAUAAAACAUUUCACUGCUGAAUUUCAAAAAGUAAAGUGACAAAUCUUUAGCUUAA
Messenger RNA from Trifolium pratense (red clover), 3894 nucleotides. RefSeq names its product pentatricopeptide repeat-containing protein At5g12100, mitochondrial. The coding region runs from base 8 to 2440 and encodes 810 amino acids. The transcript is spliced from 2 exons. The record is from RefSeq and is a predicted model, not a curated record. Gene Ontology annotation, molecular function: protein binding. Lineage: Eukaryota; Viridiplantae; Streptophyta; Magnoliopsida; Fabales; Fabaceae.